Piliocolobus tephrosceles (Ugandan red Colobus) is the source of this 416-nucleotide messenger RNA. Its product is annotated as C-C motif chemokine 23. Gene Ontology annotation, molecular function: chemokine activity; CCR chemokine receptor binding. The transcript is spliced from 4 exons. NCBI's taxonomy places the organism in Eukaryota, Metazoa, Chordata, Mammalia, Primates, Cercopithecidae. The record is from RefSeq and is a predicted model, not a curated record. Gene Ontology annotation, biological process: cell chemotaxis; antimicrobial humoral immune response mediated by antimicrobial peptide; chemokine-mediated signaling pathway. Gene Ontology annotation, cellular component: extracellular region. The coding region runs from base 57 to 416 and encodes 119 amino acids.
GCCAGGAAGCAGUGAGCCCAGGAGUCCUCGGCCAGCCCUGCCUGCCCACCAGGAGGAUGAAGGUCUCCGUGGCUGUCCUUUCCUGCCUCAUGCUUGUUGCUGCCCUUGGAUCCCAGGCCCAGGUCACAAAUGAUGCAGAGACAGGGUUCAUGAUGUCAAAGCUUUCACUGGCAAAUCCAGAAGUUCUGGACAGCUCUCACGCUAUUAAUGCUGACUGCUGCACCUCCUACAUCCCAGGAAGAAUCCCGUGUUCACUCUUGGAGGGUUACCUUGAAACAAGCAGCAAGUGCUCCAAGCCAGGUGUCAUCUUCCUCACCAAGAACGGGCGACGUUUAUGUGUCAGUCCCAGUAAUAAGCAAGUUCUGGCUUGCAGGAUAAUGCUGAAGACCACACAGAUCAAGGCCAGGAAGAAGUGA